AUGACCACAAGUAUCGAUCAGGAUGAUGGUAGCAUCUUUGGAUUGGACGACGAUGACAAGGACAAAGCAAAACGGGUAUCCCGCAACAAGUCAGAAAAGAAGCGGCGGGAUCACUUCAACGUUCUCAUUAAAGAACUCGGCACCAUGUUGCCAGGUAACACCCGCAAGAUGGACAAAUCCACCAUUUUGCAGAAGAGCAUUGACUUCUUGCAGAAACAACAAGAAAUCUCUGCUCAGUCAGAGUCCACCGAGAUCAGGCAAGACUGGAAACCACCGUUUCUCAGCAAUGAAGAGUUCACUCGACUGAUGGUGGAGGCAUUGGACGGCUUCUUCCUUGCCAUCACUACGGACGGGAACAUCAUCUACGCCUCAGAGAGUGUCACGUCGCUGCUGGAGCAUCUCCCUUGUGAUCUCGUGGAUCAGAACCUGUUGAACUUCCUGCCCAGGGAGGAGCACUCGGAUGUCUACAAGCUGCUGUCCUCGCAUGUUGCUGAGGAGGAGACUUUGACGCCUGAAUAUUUGAAGACCAAGAACCAGCUGGAAUUCUGUUGCCAUAUGCUCCGAGGGACGAUGGACCCCAAAGAGCCGCCCGUGUACGAACAUGUGAAGUUUGUUGGAAACUUCAAGUCUGUCAACAAUGUACCUGAAUGCCCUCAGAAUGGAUUCGCAAAGGCCGUCAUUCAGCAAACGCUCCACUCGACCUUUGAGGAGCAGCUAUGUCUCAUCGCCACCGUCAAGCUUGUCAAACCCAAAUUUAUCAAGGAAAUGUGCACUGUCGAGGAGCCUAAUGAAGAGUUCACCUCCAGACACAGUUUAGAGUGGAAGUUUCUUUUCUUGGACCAUAGAGCUCCGCCUAUUAUAGGUUACCUACCGUUUGAAGUCCUGGGUACAUCCGGUUAUGACUACUACCAUGUAGAUGACCUGGACACGCUAGCUAAAUGUCACGAGCACCUCAUGCAGUACGGCAAAGGAAAAUCCUGCUUCUACAGAUUUCUCACCAAAGGGCAGCAGUGGAUUUGGUUGCAGACUCAUUACUACAUCACGUACCACCAGUGGAACUCCCGGCCAGAGUUCAUUGUUUGCACUCACACGGUUGUCAGCUACGGUGACGUGAGAUCAGAACAGCGGAGACAGUUUGGGCUGAAAGAAUCGCCAGCAGACAAGUCGCAUGACUCUGGCUUGGAAUCACAGCCCAACGCCUCCAACCUCAAAGAAGCGCUGGAGCGCUUCGGUGACAGCGGGACAGUGUCACCAUCGUCUCACAGCUCAUGCAAAUCUUCCUACACGCCUCUGUCAGAAGCCUCCUCGUCCCGAGUGAAGCUCCAAGGAGCGAAAAGCACACCGGGUCAUCAGUCAGUAUCACAAAGAAGAUCAUCAGUCGGUAGUCAGUCUGUCAGCUCCCAAAGCACAGUACAGACGGCAUCAUUGGUUUCCCAUCCACAACAACAACCACAAGAAGUUCCCCAAGCCUCGUCGCUGCAGUUCUGCGACCAGCUGGACAACAUGCAGAACAUGAAAAAGCAGCUGGAGCAGCGCACCCACGCCAUCGAGAACAACAUUCAGCGGCAACUUGACGAGCUGUGGAAGAUCCAGCAGGAACUGCAGAGGGUGCAGGAGCAAAGCCUGCAGAUGCUGGUGCAGAAAGGAGCCAUGAAUAUGACCACAGUGCAAGUGGCCCCCCAGAUGGCGCAGGGAAACCCCGGCCACAACAUGCAGAGCCCGAUGCUCUCUGCUGGCCCUCUGCAAACCACCUUACAACAACAACAUUCUGUGCAGCCCCAACAGAAUACAGCAUUGGCGCAGCCUUCACUAACAGCAUCUCUGUACAACACGGUGAUGAUCCCACAGCAAAACAGUGCCAACGUGCUGCAAAUCGCUGGCAGCCUUCCGUCCAAUACGGGGUCAAACACGCCCACGCUGGCCUCCUUCACACAGGACCGUACCGCCCAAAUUAGGUUUCCGGCCGCCCGCCAGCUACUCACUAAGUUGGUGACGGGCCAGAUGGCAUGCGGGGCUGUCAUGGUGCCAUCCACCAUGUUCAUGGGCCAAGUGGUGACAGCGUUUGACCCCCAGGCGGCCCCCGCGCAAACCAUUAGCAUCGCUCAGCAGCCCACUCAGCAACCGGAGCAGCAGGGUCUGCGGAUGCUUCAAGGAAGUCAGCUGAUCCUGCCGGCGGGGGCAUUUCCGUUGCAGCAGGCAGGAGCGUUCGCCUCUCCUACCAACCAGCAGAAGCAACAGCAACACAGGACUGACACUUAA
Nerophis lumbriciformis (worm pipefish) is the source of this 2259-nucleotide messenger RNA. The record is from RefSeq and is a predicted model, not a curated record. Lineage: Eukaryota; Metazoa; Chordata; Actinopteri; Syngnathiformes; Syngnathidae.